AUGCGCCUGACACACUCUCUUCUCCUGAGCUUCUCGGUGCGGGCCAUCGCUCAGCCCGUCGUCAACGGCAUGCGCGCCAGGGCAGAUGACCCCAAGGCCACCUGGGCCGUCGUCAAUGUCGACGGUAGCAACGGUGAUGGCGACUGCGACGACUGCGAUUCGGCCACUGUCACCGUCACGAAGGCGCCGAAGCCUACAACCGUCACCUACCGCGUGACCGAUACUGUCGUCCGCGUCUCCUCGGUGCCCGUCAUCUCGAUCGUGCCUGUCGAAGGCAAGCCUGACAAAUCCCCGUGCCUCUGCCUGACCCUGCAUCGACCACCACCAUCUCCACCUCCACCUCCACGGCCGCCGCCGCCCUCCCAUCUGGGCGCCCGAGCCCGAGCUGCCUUCUUCGGCACCGGGCCUUCGCCCGUGUCUUCCUCGAUUGAGGUAUCCUCGGCCCUGCCCUCUGCCAAUGCCUCACAGCCAUCUGUGCCUGUGUGGUCAGCACCCAGCGCCGUGCCCUCAGAGUCUGUCAGCUCAGCGGAGUCCACGAGCUGGGCGCCGACGCCUACGACUCUCGUCACUCUCAUCUCAAGCAUCACGGAGGCUCCUGUGCCGGAGUCGACAACUCACACUCCCGACGAUGGGCUCUGGUACAGCGCCAAGUACCCACCGCACCACAAUGGCACCGAGGGUCGCUUCUGGAAGUAA
This is a messenger RNA of Verticillium alfalfae VaMs.102, 696 nucleotides long. RefSeq lists its product with no specific name. Bases 1 to 696 code for a protein of 231 amino acids. The transcript is spliced from 3 exons. The record is from RefSeq and is a predicted model, not a curated record. Lineage: Eukaryota; Fungi; Ascomycota; Sordariomycetes; Glomerellales; Plectosphaerellaceae.